UUUAUUUUUGGAUCAUCCAAGAAUAACAAACUACAGCCACAGUGCUUGAGGCACCAGAGGGAUCUAAUUGAAGUAAGGUACCUUUGCCUUGUGGGACGGUGUGGAGUAGUAGAGCAGCCAGUCAGUUAGGAGCUUAGUAGGUCAGCUGAGCGUUGUCUUUACUCUGCGUAGCACUCAGCUGGGAUCACACUGUCAUCUGUUGUCCCAGGACCUGCUGCACCGCACAGCUCCAUCAUGUCUCUGAGGCUCCUGCCUGCGAUUAUGAUGGACAAUGACGAGGAUGAUGAUGGAAACUUCACAAAGUGGAUGAGUAGUUACUGGGGUCACGGAGCAGAAGGUGGAAACUCCAGAGAGAGAAAACGCAGCUUCAGAAGACCCGCAACAGCACGAGCUGAUCGAAGAGCAUCACUCCCGACUGUGUCACAAUUAGACGCCAUGAAGCUGAACAAGCUCCACGCGGCGACGAUGGCACCCUCACCCAGCCACCUCAAGACCAGAGAGGAGAAGGGGGAGGUCAGACCCCACCAGAGGGCUCGCCGCGCCUCCUCCGACGACAACAGCCGCUCAAAGUCGUCCAUCCCCGAGAACCGCAUCACCACCAUCCCAGAGCUCACGGAGUCAUUCGAGAAGAGACUCUGUGUUCGUGAUAAGAGGACCAUAUCUCUGAACAAUAACGACAAGUUGUGCCUGAUCUGUCAUGAGGACAUGCGUAAGAGUGGAGGAGUUCAAGAGCUGCACUGCACACACCGUUUCCACAAAGAGUGCAUGGAGCAGUGGCUGUGGAAGAAACAGAUGUGUCCCACAUGUCGUGUCCAUGUGUCCAUAUUGCAGCCUCUCUACUGUUCAUCGUCCCGCACCAAAGUCCCGUAACCUCGGCCCUGCACCUGCACUCGGUCCUGCAUGCCCAUGUGACCCACUGACCCCAAGACCUUCACCACACCUCCAUCCUUCUGCCUGAACUCUGGGAGGGUUUCAUCGAGAUUUCACUUGAGGAGGAAACUUUAAUUUAAUUUAAUCUUCUGUCCAGGAAGGAUGCUGGGCAAACACACUCACACUGUUUAUUUAUAAAUCAUAUAAUUGUCCAAAAAAACAUUUUUGCACGUGUCAUUUACCUUAAAGUAGUAGUUUGACAUUUUGGGAAAUACUCAAAGAAAUAGUCCAGCACCCAACCCCUUUUGCACAGUUUUAACAAAUGAGAUGUUAGCACCAAGCUAGCAAUUUCUGCCUGUUUCCAGUCUUUAUGCUAAGCUAAGCUAACCAGCUGCUGGCUCCAGGUACAUACUGUAUUUAGCUUACAGACAUGAGAGUGGUGUCAGUCAUCUCGUCCAAUUCUCAGCAAGAAAGUAAAUAACUAUUCCUUUAUUACUCACAUAACUGAAACUUUGUUUUCCACCUCAACAGAGUUGAUGUUGAACGUCAGAGUGUCAACAGCAUGUGAGUGUUUGUAUAUGCAAACUAAUUGUGGCGAGUGUGUUUUUUUAUUAAAAGUAGACUUGGUCUUUGUUGACGACAAAACAAAGGGAUUAGUCAGAAAUAAUAAUAAUAAUAAUAAUCACAGCUUCAUGAUGACUAAGCUUUGCUAAUGUGGACGUGAGUGAGUGAAGCUUCAUGUCUCAUGCCUGUAAGUUAUAAAAGUGAACGCCUCCUCCUCAGACUGUGAGCCUAUAGUCAUGCCCAGUUUUCAAUCUGCUCCAUCUUCCUGCCUUACCUCUGCUGUUGUUUUGCAUGUGAAGCGUUUUGCAUGUGAGGUCUAGUCGACUGUCGUCUCUACUCUGUCGGGCGUCCGAGCGUCUCUGCUGUGUUGCAUGUCUGCCAAAUGAGAGAUUACAGCGUCUGAUACAUGUCCAGCAAAUCUGGACUGCGUAUACCGUGGGGUCCAAAGAGUCUGUACAUAACACUGUAUAUAAAUGUAUAACUAACUUUAAAAAUAUAAAGAAUUGUCUUUCAAUGUAUAGCAUGUUGAAUACUACAUUACUUUUAAUUUAUUUGACUCAUACUAGCUGUGGUUAAUUCAGUCACUAACCAGUGAAUCCUGCUGUGAUCUGGUUUGUAUUUCUGUCCAGCCAGAAUGAAUCUGUUGCACUCUGCAGAUAAAGUUUAUUAGGAUUAGCUUUAGUAUAAAUGUAAUUUAUUUUUCACUUUUCUCAAAGGGACAUGAUUAUAAGUCUAUUUAAGCUACACUUGCUGCCCUCUCUGUGAGUCACACAUUUGGGUUUUUGGACUGUCUUUCACGUGUGACCUAUUAAACAUUUUGCUGUUUGUCCUACAUUUGAAAACAUUUUUACUCAGACCCCAAAAUAAAGAAAAUCCCUGUGUAAAGCAGAUUCACAUUGCCAAGACUUUAACGGCUGAAGUGACUCUACGAUCAACACAGAGGAAACCAGAGGGAGCAUCAGUCCUCAGCUGCUGUGUUCACUGUCCUUCUCUGACUGUUGUGGUCUUGUAUUCUUAAAAUAAAGACAUGCUGAU
Messenger RNA from Seriola aureovittata, 2469 nucleotides. It is a transcript of the gene lnp1, whose product is annotated as leukemia NUP98 fusion partner 1. NCBI's taxonomy places the organism in Eukaryota, Metazoa, Chordata, Actinopteri, Carangiformes, Carangidae. The transcript has 4 exons. The coding region runs from base 235 to 870 and encodes 211 amino acids. The record is from RefSeq and is a predicted model, not a curated record.